AUUUACUCCCCGUCUUCUACUUAAUUAACCUCAUGCGGAACAAGAGUGAACUGGCGUGUUUAUAGGGAACUCUUUGCGGUCGGACCAAGUGAGCGGAAGUGUGUUCCCUGCUUACGGAGGUCAAGUAGGAUUGGACCCAUCCACCAGGGACAUAGAGGACAAACGCCGAUCAGUGUGUCUUGUUAGAGAGGACUGUGAAGCAGCCCCUGUACAUCAAAAGUCAUGGUUAAGAAAAAGCGACUUCGCAUCAUAGCAGAAAUGGCUCGGAAGAUCCGGGCGUACCGAGAGCUAAAGUCCCGGCCGCGUGAUUCCCAGAGGUUCGCCCUGGAUUACGAGACCAUGAAGCGGCCUUACACGGGGAAGAUGCUGCCCGUGUUGGCCUGGCAGGAUGUCCGCAGGGAGAGUCGCCUGUUCUCCCUGCUGGCGGGAAUGAGGAUGUUCGGAGUGGGUCGCCUCUUUACCCGUAAGUCCUGGCUGGAAGACCACACAGAGCCCAGCUACUGGCAGAUCACCAAGGUCAAGGUGGACUACACAGCUGAGAACAUGGAUCAUGGCAAAGCGUGGGGGAUCCUCACCUACAAAGGAAAAAAGGAGAGUGAGGUCAAGGAGGUGGACAAGGUGAUGUACCACGACUGGCGCUUGGUUCCCAAACACAAAGAGCAACAGUUGAAGGACUUUGAGCCGCUCCCUGAGCCACCUGUGCGCUACGUUCCUUACCCUCCCCUGAUCCGUGCCAUGAUUCUGGCUCAGCACAAGAAAACAUUUGGCACCAUGAUGGCCGAGGAGCCGGCCUUACCUUUAAAGAGAAAUGUCCUGUUCGACGAAGACUAUUUCCGCAAGCAGGACCAGAGGACGGAGGGGACAGCAGUGUGAUACUCAUGGAUCUGAAGAUGAGAAUUUUGGACACUUUGGACCAAACCAAUGGUAACCAAAACUUAUUCUGCCCAAGAAGCUGGGAAACCUUUGGCUAAAUCCUGGACUUAAAUGGGUUCUCUGCCAUCUUCAUCUGCAGUAGGCCUCUCUUUAUGUAAUAUGUAUCUGUGUAUGUGAUGAAUAUUAAAUUUGAAAUUAAAGAAAGCUGCUAUUGUU
Messenger RNA from Scatophagus argus, 1089 nucleotides. It is a transcript of the gene mrps34, whose product is annotated as mitochondrial ribosomal protein S34. Gene Ontology annotation, biological process: mitochondrial translation. The transcript is spliced from 4 exons. The record is from RefSeq and is a predicted model, not a curated record. Gene Ontology annotation, molecular function: structural constituent of ribosome. Bases 223 to 873 code for a protein of 216 amino acids. Gene Ontology annotation, cellular component: mitochondrial small ribosomal subunit; mitochondrion. Lineage: Eukaryota; Metazoa; Chordata; Actinopteri; Scatophagidae.